AUGUCUUCGCAUCAGCCGGUCGUGAAGCCGUCCCCCGCCGGGUCCAUCACGUCGUCUGACCGUGGCGGUCCUGAUCCCAAGUCGCCGGCCGAUGACAAGGUCACUGUCGAUGCGGCGUCUCCGACAGCGCCUCCGCUUGCGACGCAGCAGACUCAGCGCAUGGAGGCGACGAUGGGAGAUGCCAUUCUCCGAUUCUUCAAAAUUCGAAAGGGCCCAAGAGCGGAAGAGUACGACCUCGAUGCGAUUGCCACGCAGCCUAGUAUCUGGGACUCAGAGAAGGUCGAAGAAUACAAGAGCCUCUACAUCCACCCGCAAUGGGAGAACUGGGCUGCUUUCGAUCCCAGUUUUCGGUGGACGUGGAGGGAAGAGCGCGCAGUCAGGCGCAAGGUGGAUUGGAAGAUUAUGGUUUGGGCUUGUGUGAUGUUUGCAUCUCUCAACAUUGAUCGAAAUAACAUCUCCAACGCCGUGUCCGACAACAUGCUCGACGAUCUUGGGUUGACCCGGGGCGACUACAACCUUGGCCAAACAAUAUCUCGAGUUGGCUUCCUCGUUGCCGAACUUCCAUCUCAGCUGAUUUCCAAGCGCAUUGGGCCUGAUCUAUGGAUACCGAUCCAGCUCUGCCUCUUCUCCAUCAUAUCUGGCGCUCAGUUCUUCCUCAAGGGCCGGGCAUCUUUCCUUGCGACAAGAUACUUGAUCGCGACUUUCCAAGGAGGUUUCAUCCCGGACACAAUUUUGUACCUCAGUUACUGGUACACCGUCGAUAUUGGGGUUGGAUUCGCCGCUGUUGGUCUAAUUUCGAUGCGCGGUAUUUUGGGGUACGAGGGCUGGCGAUGGUUAUUCCUCAUCGAAGGUGCAUUCACUUUCUGCGUUGGAUUAUGCUCAUUCUUCCUCAUGCCUCAAUGUCCUGCCAAGACAAAGAGCUGGUGGAAUCCAAAGGGCUACUUCAAUGAGAAGGAAGAGAAGAUUAUCGUCAACUCUGUCAUCCGAGAUGAUCCCCAAAAGGGCGGCAUGUACAACAGGCAAGGUCUCUCCAUCAAACAGAUCUGGCAGUGCUCCAAGGACUACGACAUGUGGCCUCUGUACGCCCUUGGCUUGCUCUUCGGUUUGCCAAAGUAUCCCGUCAACCAAUACCUCAGCUUGUCGCUCCGAGACCUGAAAUUUAACGUCAUCCAAACAAACCUUCUUUCGAUUCCCUGGAUUAUUGGAUCUAGCAUCACCAUGCUGAUGAUCACGGCUGCGAGCGAGUUAUGCAACAACCGCAGUUUCGUGGCCAUGGCUGAGGAUGCUUGGCUGCUGCCUUGCUUCAUCGCCUUGAUUGUACUGGCGAAUCCGGGCCCGUGGGCUUACUUUGCGAUUUCGACAGUGUUGCUGUCUUUCCCUUAUACGCACCCUAUUCAAGUUGCCUGGACUAGCAGGAAUGCUGGAUCAGUCCAGAACAGAACGGUUUCUGCAUCUCUGUACAACAUGUGGGUUCAAGUCAGUGGCAUGAUUGGCGCAAACAUCUACCAACCAAGUGACGCCCCACGAUAUUUCAAGGCCAACAAGGGCCUUUUGGUUAUUUGCAUUUGGAUGUGUGUGGUGCAAUACCCUUUUACCUACUUCUACUAUCGGUGGAGAAACAACAGCAAGGCCAAGAAGUGGGAUGCCAUGACACCAGAACAGCAGCACGACUACCUCGCAAACACGACGGAUAAAGGCAACAAACGGCUCGACUUCCGAUUCGCCACCUGA
Messenger RNA from Colletotrichum orchidophilum, 1731 nucleotides. RefSeq names its product major facilitator superfamily transporter. The coding region runs from base 1 to 1731 and encodes 576 amino acids. The record is from RefSeq and is a predicted model, not a curated record. Gene Ontology annotation, cellular component: membrane. Lineage: Eukaryota; Fungi; Ascomycota; Sordariomycetes; Glomerellales; Glomerellaceae. Gene Ontology annotation, molecular function: transmembrane transporter activity. The transcript is spliced from 16 exons. Gene Ontology annotation, biological process: transmembrane transport.